Gigantopelta aegis is the source of this 2984-nucleotide messenger RNA. Its product is annotated as 4-coumarate--CoA ligase 3-like. The record is from RefSeq and is a predicted model, not a curated record. The coding region runs from base 243 to 2063 and encodes 606 amino acids. The transcript is spliced from 13 exons. NCBI's taxonomy places the organism in Eukaryota, Metazoa, Mollusca, Gastropoda, Neomphalida, Peltospiridae. Gene Ontology annotation, molecular function: CoA-ligase activity.
UGUUGACGCGCGAGAGUCAAAAUCGAAAUUUAUUUUUGGGCCUAAUUAUAGUGUAGUAGAGUUGUGACAUAUAAUAAUAUAAAAUGUGAUACUAACAUGUCACUUUGCAUGCAGUAGGAUUUUGAAUUGUGACGUAACAUCGCCAGAUAAUUUUCCAGCCUGAGUGGACUUGCAUCCAUUAUAAAUAAGACCCCAACAGUGAGCUUCCUAAACAAAAGUACAGCAGUUGCCUCCUGAAGAAAAUGGCGACAGUGGGAUUACGGUUGAUGUUCCGCCAUGUACCCAGCAAUCACCACAGCCUGCUAACCAGUCUCAGUGAUGUCUUGCGAACACACACGACCCGCAGGUGUAGCAGGAAAUUAUGGAGAUGUUCUGCCUCUCAGUGGAAUUCUCAACGCUCGUUUGCAAGUGGUUCCCAGACGGACAUUUACAUUUCAAGUCCGCGACCUCCUGUCACCAUACCAAACGAACCAUUCGCAGAAUUCAUGUUGUCAUCCAUCAGACAGUAUGGCGACAUAACGGCUCUGGUUGAUUUCCCAACCGGAAGAAGCUAUACGUAUACCCAGCUGCAUGAUGCCACCAUUAAGUUGGGCAGCGCCCUCUACAAGUUAGGAUAUCGCAAGGGAGACAGACUUCUGAUAUUUAUUGCUAACUGCCCCGAAUACGCUAUUGUUGUCAUGGCCUGCGCUGCUUUAGGAGUUAUUGUUUCAACAUGCAACCCUUCGUAUAACUCAGUGGAAUUGGCUAGACAGCUGGUACAUUCUGGAUCAACUUCAGUUGUCUGCUUUCCCGAGCUGGUUGGAACUGUGAAAGAGGCCAUAUCCUCCAACAAUCUGCUAUCUCAAACGGUGAAGGAAAUAAUCGUGAUUGGCGAAUCUGACGGUUGUCGGCCAUUUUUUCCACUUUUGGAAGACGACGGAAAGUCUUUCCCAGAGAAUGUCGACAUUGAUCCGCAGAAUGAUCUCUUGGUUCUUCCCUACUCCAGUGGGACGACUGGACUCCCCAAAGGCGUCAUGCUGACUCACAGCAACGUCACGGCUAAUAUUAAACAAAUAUGUCCUGCUUUGCCCAUGGAAGCUGGGAAGGAUCGGCUGCUAGUAAUUCUGCCGACGUUUCACAUCUACGGAAUGGUCGCGUCGCUUUAUGUCACUUUGUUCCAAGGCGUUACCAUGGUGACCUUGCCGAGUUUUGUCCCGCCACAAUUUAUAAACGCCCUACAGAAGCACAAGAUUACCCAGCUGCAGCUUGUGCCACCGCUAAUCGUGUUUUUGGCCAAAGAACCCAAAGUGGGCCCUUCUGAACUGACACACGUGACCGGGAUCCUCUGCGGUGCCGCACCGUUAGGGAAGGGAGUCACUGCGGAGUUGGAAAAGAAGUGCAACGCACCAAUCAUUCAAGCCUAUGGGUUGACCGAGACCUCACCAGCAACUCAUUUUGACAAGGUCCCUCCGAAACAUGGAACUAUUGGACAGCUGUUAUCUAACACGGACGGAAAGAUUGUUGACCCAACCACUGGGGUGUCUCUAGGCCCAAACCAGACGGGUGAAAUGUGCAUUCGCGGACCACAGGUCAUGAAGGGUUACCUGGACAACGAAGAAGCAACCAGACAUACCGUGAAGAAUGACUGGUUACACACAGGUGAUAUUGCUUUUUAUGACGAAGAUGGCUACUUCACGGUCACUGAUAGACUGAAGGAACUGAUCAAGUACAAAGGAUUUCAGGUCCCCCCAGCUGAAAUCGAGGCACUGCUCCUGACUCACCCCGACAUCAAGGACUGUGCCGUUGUGGGAGUUCCCGACGAGGCGUCUGGCGAGUUACCGCGAGCCUACAUCGUGGCUAAGUCUGGCAAACACGUCAACACUGACGAAGUCGCCAAGUUCGUGGAAAAACAUAUGGUGUCCUACAAAAAACUGCGAGGAGGAGUGGAAGUCAUUGAUGCAAUUCCCAAGACUGCGAGUGGCAAGAUCAUUCGCCGGUGCACACGACAAUCGGAACAUGGUGUUUAUAAUUCAAAGUCUUCUUAUGGCCAUGGAAUUCUAACCGAUUGUGUAAUCGAAAGUUGAUCGGUUGGUGCUGACCGAUUAUAACCGAUGAUCGAUGAUGAAAUCCCAACCGAUUCCCAUCACUAGUUGAAGCUAUGAGUUGUCAGCCAGAUGAAGCGCGGGUGUCUCGUCUGGUCUUGACUGUCAGGGAUUCACGUGGUAAUGACAUAACCAAUGAUCGAUGAUGAAAUCCCAACCGAUUCCCAUCACUAGUUGAAGCUAUGAGUUGUCAGCCAGAUGAAGCGCGGGUGUCUCGUCUGGUCUUGACUGUCAGGGAUUCACGUGGUAAUGACAUAACCAAUGAUCGAUGAUGAAAUCCCAACCGAUUCCCAUCACUAGUUCAAGCUAUGAGUUGUCAGCCAGAUGAAGCGCGGGUGUCUCGUCUGGUCUUGACUGUCAGGGAUUCACGUGGUAAUGACAUAACCAAUGAUCGAUGAUGAAAUCCCAACCGAUUCCCAUCACUAGUUCAAGCUAUGAGUUGUCAGCCAGAUGAAGCGCGGGUGUCUCGUCUGGUCUUGACUGUCAGGGAUUCACGUGGUAAUGACAUAACCAAUGAUCGAUGAUGAAAUCCCAACCGAUUCCCAUCACUAGUUCAAGCUAUGAGUUGUCAGCCAGAUGAAGCGCGGGUGUCUCGUCUGGUCUUGACUGUCAGGGAUUCACGUGGUAAUUACAUAACAGAUAGCCGACUAAACAAAACAACUGAUUCUGUGUUUGGGUUGUUGGUGUUUGUACAUGGCGGGUGACCUCGUUACGUAUUACAGACACAGUCAGGUUACAACUUACUAGAUUAUUAUGUUGGAUAUUGGGUGUCAAACUGGCAAUGUUUUAACCCAUCACGGUAUUUACUUGAUUUUAUUAUUAUUAUUAUUAUUAUUAUUAUUUUAAAGAUGUACUAAAUUAUAUGAGGUGCUACAAUAUGAAUAAAAUACGUUUGCACUUUUA